This is a messenger RNA of Polyodon spathula (Mississippi paddlefish), 3809 nucleotides long. Its product is annotated as amyloid-beta A4 precursor protein-binding family B member 3-like. Gene Ontology annotation, molecular function: transcription factor binding; amyloid-beta binding. Lineage: Eukaryota; Metazoa; Chordata; Actinopteri; Acipenseriformes; Polyodontidae. Gene Ontology annotation, cellular component: cytoplasm; nucleus. Gene Ontology annotation, biological process: regulation of DNA-templated transcription. The record is from RefSeq and is a predicted model, not a curated record. Bases 233 to 1675 code for a protein of 480 amino acids. The transcript is spliced from 13 exons.
AGCAGCCUUCUCAAGCACAGUAUCGGAGAGAGGGAAGAAGGCAGUGAGGUUCCAUUAAUUACUGCUGCCAUUGGUGCACAGGUUGCAGGCUGUAAUUAUAACCCCCUUGGCAUGCUAGAUUGUUGCACAGCGGUCUGUCAGAGCAGUAUUAGCAACAGCUGGGCUCUCAGAGUGAAAUGUACUGCAGCUAAACGAGGCAAGACUUGAAAACUACUCAGCUCUGGGUUCCGACAUGCUAGGGAAAGACUACAUGCUGGCUAUCAUCCUAGUCAACUAUGAUGAUAACAUUUGGAAUGACCAGAACCUGGAGCCGGACUCAGAUCUCCCCUCUGGAUGGAGGACUAUCCGGGACAGCACAGGGACCUAUUACUGGCACAUACCCACAGGCACCACGCAGUGGCAGCACCCUGCUUACAGCUCCGAGGGGGACCAGGCUGCAGUGAGUGGGAUCACCACCACUGACCAAAAGAGGUGGAGUUCCAGAGGCAGGCAGAUUGAGAGUCCGCUGACCUCAAUAAGCGACAGGAGCUCACUUCCCUGGCAAGAGGAGGAGUAUUUUGGGGCCAACAGUGACCCCGACUCCAAGUGUUUUGCGGUGCGCUCGCUGGGCUGGGUGGAGAUCCCAGAGGAGGACCUGACUCCUGGGAAGAGCAGCCUCGCCAUCAAUAACUGUAUCCAGCAGCUGUCCCACAGCAAGUGUGAGGACCGGGAUGCCAUGGGGGCCUGGGGAGAGGGUCAGGACAUGGUGAUGAUUCUCAAGAAGGACACCCUCAGCCUGGUCGACCCAGUGGACCACAGCCUCAUCCACUGCCAGCCAAUCAUCCAUAUCCGAGUGUGGGGCGUGGGCUGCAACAAUGGCAGAGACAGAGACUUUGCCUUUGUCGCUAGUGACAAAGACACCUGCAUGCUGAAGUGCCAUGUCUUCCACUGUGACGUCCCUGCAAAGGCCAUCGCCACAGAGCUCCAUGAGAUGUGCUCAAAGAUAAUGGCAGAACGAGCAACAACGCACUCCUCGAUGCCCCGGUCUCUGACAAUGGAGAGCAUCUCGCCUGAAGAUUUACCCCUACAAGUCACUUUCCUGGAUGCGGUGAGACAGAGUGUUCAGAAGUUUCAAGUGCUGUACAUUGGACAACUACCUGUCCCCAAGGCUAUGGGGAUUGAAGUGCUGAACAGAGCGAUUGAGAAUGUCAUGAAUUCAGGAGAUAGAGAUGAAUGGGAGCCCAUGGCACUCCAUGUGUCCGACACCAUCUUGUCCCUGUGGAAAGGGGAGGACGGGGAUGACCCGUUUUGGGAAUGCCAGGUGCGCUACCUGACCUUCCUGGGGGUGGGGCAAGACACUCACACGUUUGCUGUGAUCGUGGACAUGGGACGACAGCGAUUCGAGUGCCACGUGUUCUGGUGUGAGCCUGAUGCUGGCCACGUCUCAGAGACUGUGCAGGCCGCUUGCAUGGUGCAGUACCAGAAAUGUUUGGUGGCCAGAACCCCGCCGUUAAGGUCCAAGAUUUCUCGCUCCGGGGCCAAAAUUAAGCGAGUGGCCUCCAUGGACAGCUCCGCCUUCAAUCCCAGUCGCCGCGGUAACUCCCCUCCCAAAUUCGGGACCUCCACCAUGAAAAAAGGGUUGCUGGCCUUCUUCGAGACCUUCAGAAACAAACAGCCAGCAGUGCAGAUGCCCUAGCGCACUUGGGGUUAGAAAACGAGGGGAGAAGAACACAGGCACCCUUUGUUAGUUUAGGUGUUAAAAAUAAAAAAAUGGAUGGGGAUGUAGUUUUACACCGAAAUGAAAUAGAUUUUCCCUAUUUUAAGGGAUUUGUGAUAUCAGCAAUUAUCACAAUUAUUACAGUAGGUAAUAGGCUGUAUAUCACUACACAUGAGGUGCAAUUCUUAACCCUAAGCUACCUUUUCAAACUAGAACUUUCUUGCAGCAUCUCUGCAAUACCAGGUCUCGGAAAACAACGUUUCCAAAGUCAGCAUUUCAGUCGCCAACAUAUUUCAAUGUAUUUUAACAUGUUUAUACAGAAAUUAGUAUAGCUGUACAGGAGGAAAUGAACAAUUCAUGUAGCGUUGAUGUAAUGCUUAUUUACAGGUUUGUCCAGCCUAUACAAAAAUUGUUAAACUUGGGUUAUGUAUUUUAUUUAUAUAUUUAUUUACUUUUUACUUUUGCAUACUUCUGUCAUGUAUCGUAACAAACAUUUUUUAAUAGGACAUUUAUAAUUUUUCAGUUUUAGCACUCCAAGAAGUGCUUGAAAGCACAAUUUUGCAUUCAUUCUGUAAUUUUACAAUUUCUCUAUGGUUUAGGAAGUCAAAUGCACUGAUUUUGUGAAGUCAUAUUAGUCAUAUAAUUUUCUGAUUUGUGAAGUCUUAUUAUUCAUCACAAUUUUUACAAAGGCCCUGAAUUUUUUUUCUAAUAACUGUUGAAUGAUUUAUUACAUAAUAUGACAACAGUCGUUUCAAUUUGCGUCAACAGUUACAAAAUGUGACGGGCUAGUUUUGGAAAAUACAAACGAACAGAGCAAAUGUAGAGAAAUAUUUGUAUCAAUUAUGUGUAAAUAAAAACCAUAUGUAGCCUUGGGAAUUUGGCCCAGGUUUUUAUUUCAAUAAUUUAAAUAAAGAAAAGAAAAGAAAAAAAAUAGCAAAAUGAGAUCAUACAGAAAGAAAUUAAUCCUUGGAAGAAAAGCUGUUUUGUUUGAUUUUUUUUUUUUUUUUUUUGAGGUUACAUGUUAUAUUUUGGGAUAGAUUUUGGACAUUAAAAUUAUACUGAAACUUUCAGUACACAAUAUUUUGUCCAUUUUCACUGGCUCACCAUCCUGAGCAUCAAGACCUAUUGUUAUAUUUGCAUUUAACAAAUUACAUUUCCUACCACUAAAUUAUUGAUGACAAGGGUUUUGGUUGAUAAAAUAUGUACAUAUUUAGUUCAAAGACACACACUGCCCUCCGAAACUUAGUAUGAAAACAUUUUGACAAAUAGUGUUGACUAUGACUAUGGGAGGACAGUUUAAGAAUUACUCAAAGUAUGGGAAGAAUAUUCAUGAAUGCUAGGUUGCCAUGGAGAUUAGAAAUCAAUGGCAGUUUCUGAAAUAAAUAAUAACACAAAAAUAAGGAGUCAGAUAAGAAUGAGAAGCUCAUGAUCAUAAUAGUAGACCAGAGUGUGUAAAGUGUGUUACAUGUUUUAAGUUAGUAGAACAUUUUUGCUGUCAUCUUGUGAUUGGUAAAGAGAAUGGGGGUGGGGGUAUUUGCUGUGUGUGUUAAGUCUGCUUUCUAUAGCAUGAUCAUAUAUCCUGAUACAAUUCAGUAAGUGCUAACUGAAGUUUAAAAUAAAACAAAGAAAAUGAUUGUCUAACUUAGACAGUUUCUUUUUUUAAAAUUCUGAAGUAAAAUCAACCCACUGCAGUGAGCAACAGAUGGAAUUUCAUAGAACUGUGUUCUGGAUGUCUCACGGUCUGCAGAAUUCUACAAGUAGCAUGCACCAUGUUGCACGGUGUUAGUCCUGUAAUGCUAAAUGACUAAUUCUUAUUUCAAAUCAGUAUUUGGGGUACUGUUAUGAAUCUAUAUCUGAUUGCUCAUCCCUAUUAAAUAUUACAGUAUAAUAUUAAAUAUUAUAUCAGACUUCCCGUAUUAGGAAAGAAAAUAUAAGAUUGCUGAUGAUUGCAUUAUAUAGCAUGUGAUAACAGGUUUAUGAAAUGUCUUGCCAAUUCAUUUAAAAUGCUAGCAUUGUGGUUCAUGCUUUACUUUAUUUGGUUUGACUAUUUAUACAAACAGUGAAAAGGAUAUUGUAGUAGAGCAAAGGAUAUUAGAAUAUAAUGUGUUUAAAU